Messenger RNA from Anarrhichthys ocellatus (wolf-eel), 2380 nucleotides. RefSeq names its product mediator complex subunit 9 (gene med9). The transcript is spliced from 2 exons. Gene Ontology annotation, cellular component: mediator complex. Bases 13 to 312 code for a protein of 99 amino acids. The record is from RefSeq and is a predicted model, not a curated record. NCBI's taxonomy places the organism in Eukaryota, Metazoa, Chordata, Actinopteri, Perciformes, Anarhichadidae. Gene Ontology annotation, biological process: regulation of transcription by RNA polymerase II. Gene Ontology annotation, molecular function: transcription coregulator activity.
CAGGAAAAGACGAUGGCGGUGUCUCAACCAACGCAAGAGAAAGAGAGCGAGGAUUGCUCUUUGCUGCCUUUAGUUCAUGAUAUUAUCAAAUGCAUGGACAAGGACAGCCAGGAUGUCCACCAAGAACUGGCCAAGCUGAAGGUAAAGAUCCAGGAGGCUCGGGAGCAGAUAUCCAACAUGCCCGGGGUAGACAGCAGUCCGCUGGAGCAGCAGCAGCAGCUAGCUACCCUGCGGGAGCAGGUCCGCACCAAGAACCAGCUGCUGCAGAAAUACAAGAGUUUGUGCAUGUUUGACGUGCCGAAAGCAUCGUGACAGCCGAAGACUGGAUUACUGCACUGAUUGGAGGAAGCUCACAGACAGUCGAGGUUUUGUUUUCAUCCUCACCUGUAGGGCAGUUGUGGCAUUCAAGAACACGGGGUGGACAAAUUAAAUGAACAAGGACUUCUUUUCCCUCAAUUGCAUCGCAAUGUAAAUUGUUUUUGAAUGUCACACACUGUCACUUUUUUACCUUGCGAAAAUGCAAACUUGCUUUAUAGUAUUUGUAUUCAAUGUAGUUUUUCAGUUAAUCCUUUUCUGUAAUAUCUUGCAAUUUUUGUAUUAAAAUAAUUGAUUAUCAACUAUUGGCUUACAGCCUUAUUUGAUUUGCCAACUAGUCAUACACAUUCUUUUAAGCCUGUGACCAUCAUAAAUUAGCCUAAGCAUCUUUUUGAUGCAAAAAGUAAGCAACGUGAUUAUUCAUCCGGUUGCUUUUAAGGGGAUUUGUUUGAUUUAGGGAUUUGUGUCAAUAGUGGAAUAUAUAAUGCCUAUCCACAUUUAAUUGGUGCAUGGCAGAUGGCUGAAAUACAGUUGAAAAAACAUGUUAAUGGUCCCUGUUGACCAUUAUGUCAGUUAUCUGCUUGUAAGAAGUGACAGGAUGAGCUAUCGGGCAUGUAUUAACAAAUGAAGAUUAUUUAAAGUGACAACCCAGAGGUACUGCUGCAUGACAUUUGUGAGUGCAGUGUUUUGUGUAACUUCACUGUGUUUUGCUUGAAAAGAAAGAAGAGGAAGACAGACUAGGAAAAUAACAAGUGGUUUUAUUUUCUCUUUUAUCCAAAAGUUGACGUAGACAUAAGUAAACAUUUAGAUUCAAAUUUGUUCGUAAUGCAACAAACAUUCAAGGUCCAACAAGUUUGGAGAGGAAAAAAAAAAAAGCAAAAUGUAAACUUUUUUUUCUGCAGUGCCGUUCUCUGCAAUCUAAUAUAGAGGCAGAUUUGUACAGUAUUUUCAGAGCAUCUACUGCAUCACUUCACGGGGACAGGCCUAUGAGCUGGGCCCCAUGUAAGUGUCUCAUCACAGUUUGCAUCACAAUGCGUCUCUCAGGCGCUGCAGGCUACAGUGUUUUGGGCUGUAUGCACAAUGGCUUCAGUUUAGUCUCAGGACGUCAGCCGCACACAGGCAAAGAAAAGUGUCAGCAUAUGAUGCAGCCUUUCUCUUUGGCCUGGUUGCCUCCUAUCGCUUUCUCCUUUAUGUACAUCAAGUCACUCUGCACGCUGGGUCUCCGUGCAAACGGCGCCACGAUACCAUAUGCGUUCCCAUCUUUGCGCUUCUUGCUUUUGAAGGACUUUCGGCGAAGAACCUCGCAGUACUGCAGGGAAACCUUGCAGUGCCGACCGGGGCACAUCUCGUUCGGCAGCUUGGCCAAGGUAAAGAGAGUCUGAAACAUUUGGUCCACGUUGGUGUUCUUCUUCGCUGAGAUUUCAAAGUAAGCGCAGUGCUCGUCUCCACCAACCAGCUGCUCGACCUCGUCCUCCUGCACCUCACGGUAAAAGUCUCUGUCACACUUGUUGCCACAGAUCACCAGCGGGACGUCCACGUUCUCCUUGGUUUUGUUUCGCAGGCAGGACUUGGACUCCUGAAUCUGGCGCUUCAGGCGCUGCACCUCUUGGAAGGACUCCCUGCUGUCCAGGCUGAAUACCAAGAUGAACACAUCACCUGGAAAACACAACGGAAGACGCGUUCAAUGUCAAAUAAUAAUAACAGUUUAAUAGCGACAUAUGCACUCUGCAAACUGCAUUAUGCUAUCGGCGUGACGUUUUAAAGCUCAACUCACCAGUUAGAAUUGAAAGCCUCCUCAUUGCAGGAAACGGAUGAUUCCCAGACGUGUCCAAAAUGUCCAGUUGGUAAACGUCUCCCCUGAUGCCGUAGAGUUUCCUAUGAAAGUCCUCAAUGGUGGGUGUGUACUGGUCGUCAACUUUCUCGUUCAGAAACCGAGAGAUGAUGGCUGUCUUUCCAACUUUAGUGGAGCCCAGAAUCACCAUCCUUUGGCAAUUCUUGGCCGGUAUGUUGAACUCAUUCUCAGAUGGUGCCAUUUUCUUAAUCAUGCUUGCAGCAGUUGCACCCG